This is a messenger RNA of Penicillium paradoxum, 1686 nucleotides long. Its product is annotated as serine/threonine-protein phosphatase 2B catalytic subunit. The transcript has 5 exons. Gene Ontology annotation, cellular component: cytoplasm; calcineurin complex. The record is from RefSeq and is a predicted model, not a curated record. NCBI's taxonomy places the organism in Eukaryota, Fungi, Ascomycota, Eurotiomycetes, Eurotiales, Aspergillaceae. Gene Ontology annotation, biological process: fungal-type cell wall organization; calcineurin-mediated signaling. Gene Ontology annotation, molecular function: calmodulin-dependent protein phosphatase activity; calmodulin binding. The coding region runs from base 1 to 1686 and encodes 561 amino acids.
AUGGAUCAGGCUCUAGCACGCGCUGUGAGGGACAAGCAGCCGGUCCCGGAGAUCGAUUUCACAUUGCACACGAUGGAGGACAACACGCAGGUGUCGACAAUGGAGAGAGUUGUCAAAGAGGUUCAAGCGCCUGCUCUGAGCUAUCCUCCGGAUGAUAUGUUUUGGUCGCCGGAAGAUCCCUCUAAGCCCAAUCUCCAGUACCUCAAGCAACACCUCUAUCGCGAAGGUCGUCUCUCAGAAGAACAGGCACUAUGGAUUAUUCAUGCCGGUACACAGGUCCUGAAGGCUGAGCCCAACCUGCUUGAAAUGGAUGCGCCCAUUACAGUGUGUGGCGAUGUCCACGGUCAGUACUACGAUCUGAUGAAGCUGUUCGAGGUCGGUGGUGAUCCCUCGGAGACAAGAUAUCUAUUUUUGGGUGACUAUGUCGACCGUGGUUAUUUCAGUAUCGAGUGUGUUCUCUAUCUCUGGGCAUUGAAGAUCUGGUAUCCCGAUUCACUAUGGUUGCUUCGAGGUAACCACGAAUGCCGUCACUUGACAGACUACUUCACUUUCAAGUUGGAGUGCAAGCACAAAUACAGUGAAAAGAUCUAUGAGGCGUGUUUGGAGUCCUUCUGUGCGCUGCCGCUGGCGGCGGUCAUGAACAAGCAGUUCCUCUGCAUCCACGGCGGUCUCAGCCCCGAAUUGCACACCCUCGAAGAUAUUAAGGCUAUCGAUCGUUUCCGCGAGCCUCCAACUCACGGACUCAUGUGUGACAUUCUUUGGGCUGACCCUCUAGAGGAAUUUGGUCAAGAAAAGACAGGCGAUUUCUUCAUCCAUAACAGUGUCCGCGGCUGCUCCUACUUUUUCUCUUACCCAGCGGCAUGUGCAUUUUUGGAGAAGAACAAUUUGUUGUCUAUCAUCCGAGCGCAUGAGGCCCAGGAUGCCGGUUAUCGCAUGUAUAGAAAGACACGAACCACUGGCUUCCCUAGUGUGAUGACUAUCUUCAGUGCACCCAAUUAUUUGGACGUUUACAACAACAAGGCGGCUGUCCUCAAAUAUGAGAACAAUGUGAUGAAUAUCCGCCAGUUCAACUGCACCCCGCACCCUUACUGGCUGCCUAACUUCAUGGAUGUCUUCACUUGGUCUUUGCCGUUCGUUGGUGAGAAAAUCACGGAUAUGCUCAUCGCUAUUCUUAACACCUGCUCGAAGGAGGAGUUGGAAGACGAGACCCCGACCUCGAUUUCCCCCGUCGAACAUAGGGACAAGGAUCCGAUCUCGCCUCCAUCAAUGGACCCCGACUCCCUCGAGUUCAAGAGACGGGCUAUGAAGAACAAGAUUCUUGCAAUUGGCCGCCUCUCUCGUGUCUUCCAGCUUCUCCGCGAGCAGUCCGAGAGUGUUACUGAACUGAAGACGGCGACUGGCGGUCGUCUUCCCGCUGGAACUCUCAUGCUGGGUGCUGAAGGCAUCAAACAGGCUAUUCACAACUUCGAAGAUGCCCGCAAGGUUGAUAUCCAGAACGAGCACGUGCCUCCUAGCCAAGAAGAGGUCAUCGCGAAGAGCGAAGAGAGCCGUCGCAUAGCCCUGGAGCGGGCGGAGCAUGAAGCUGCCAACGAUGCGGGACUCGCCACAGUCGCCCGGCGGAUCAGCAUGUCUGCUGGCUCCGGUCGCCCUCAUCCUCGACAGAGAGAUCCUCCUAGCGAUGCCUGA